AUGUCGCCCUCACACCCACACCCACACCCAACAAACACCCCUCCGCCCCCAACCCCCACCUUCCUUAAACUCUCCUACCCUGCCCCACGCGUCCUAUUAAUUCGCAUGGACCGGCCCUCCGCCCUCAACGCCAUGUCAACAGCCGCACAAUGGGAAAUGGACAGUGUGUGGAGAUGGCUCGAUACGGAGCCCUCUCUCUCCAUCGCCAUCAUCACCGGCACAGGACGCGCAUUCUCCGCGGGCGCCGAUCUCAAAGAAUGGAAUUCGUCCAUGUCGGCCGAUGCCGAUCCUUCAAAGCGCAUGGGCAAUGCGCCGAAAUUCACCCCGCUGAGUCGGCGGCGAGGGAAGAAGCCUGUCAUAGCCGCGGUCAAUGGGCUCGCGAUGGGAGGAGGUUGUGAGUUUGUCGUCAACUGCGAUUUGGUGGUUGCGAGUGAGGAGGCAGUGUUUGGGUUGCCAGAGGUGAAGAGGGGAGUUUCGCCAAUAGGGGGUGCGUUACCAAGGCUUAUUAGAACGGUGGGGCUGCAGCGUGCGACUGAAUUUGCAUUAAUGGGAGAGCCGAUUUCCGCACAGACAGCCAUGGAGUGGGGGAUUGUGAAUAAAGUGGUGCCUAAAGAAAAGGUGGUAGAGGAGGCGGUCAAGUACGCGGCGAAGAUUGCGGAGAAUAGCCCUGAUGCGAUUAUAUGUACGAGAGCGGGAUUGAGACAGGGCUGGGUGUCGGCGGCUGUGGAGGAAGCCGUGUCGAUUACAAUGGAGAAUGAGUUUGCGGAAUUGCAAAAGGGGGAGAAUAUUUUGGAGGGGCUGAAAGCUUUUAGUGAGAAGAGAAAGCCUUGUUGGAAGGCCAGUAGGCUAUAG
Lindgomyces ingoldianus is the source of this 852-nucleotide messenger RNA. Its product is annotated as carnitinyl-CoA dehydratase. The record is from RefSeq and is a predicted model, not a curated record. Gene Ontology annotation, cellular component: mitochondrion. Gene Ontology annotation, molecular function: enoyl-CoA hydratase activity. The transcript has a single exon. Gene Ontology annotation, biological process: fatty acid beta-oxidation. The coding region runs from base 1 to 852 and encodes 283 amino acids. NCBI's taxonomy places the organism in Eukaryota, Fungi, Ascomycota, Dothideomycetes, Pleosporales, Lindgomycetaceae.